This is a messenger RNA of Closterium sp. Naga37s-1, 7098 nucleotides long. The record is from the annotation of a GenBank genome assembly. Lineage: Eukaryota; Viridiplantae; Streptophyta; Zygnematophyceae; Desmidiales; Closteriaceae.
AUGGUUCUUAUUCAUCCGAGUAUCAUCAGCAGCGUCGCGACGCGGUUAGGGAGGAAAUGGGAGGACGAGGAGGGGCGGACGAUGUACGAGAAGGGAGAAGACUGCCUCGGCUCCCUGCGCGAUCUGCAGCGGCUGAUGCGGCGGGACCACCCCGUGUCGCGCGACGUGCUGGUGCAGCUGGGUCGGUGGGACAUCGUUCGCACGGACCUCGUUCCCAUCAUCUGCCGAUACCGCCGCGACUCCUUUCUGCUCCUCAACGCCGUCAAGCUGCUGGUGUUUCUUACGAUGCCAUCGCCACCACCACCGCCUGAUCUGGACGCGGCGGGGCGGCAGCAGCAGCAGAAGCUGAGGCUGGAGCACCACCACUGGCAGAGGCUGUUAACUCCUUACAACCCUCUGUGCCCCCCUCAACCCCCCCCAACAGUCAAGCUGCUGGUGUUCCUUACGAUGCCAUCGCCGCCACCACCGCCUGAUUUGGACGCGGCGGGGCGGCAGCAACAGCAGAAGCUGCGGCUUGAGCACCAGAACUGCCAGAGGCGCUUUAAGAGCGCGCUGCUGCACGGAACUGGUGCUGUAACGAAUGGGAUUAUACCGAGAAAUGGCGGCGCUGCUGGUGCUGUAACGAAAGGGAUUACACCGAGAAAUGGCGGCGCUGCUGGUGCUGGUGGUGGAGGUGGUGGUGGGAGUGGCUAUGUGGGGAAUGGGGAGAGCGAUGCGAUCGCGAUUGUGCUUCAGUUGCUCGUCGACCCGCUUAAGAAUAUCCAAAGUGGGCGUGGCAGCAGCGACGACUGGCGGCUGGUACAGAUGAUAGUCACUCUGGUUCGGAACCUCCUUGCCAUCCCCGACCCUCCGCCGGACGUAUCCUCAGCCUCGGCAUGGGCGCACCUGUGCUUCCUUCAGGACGAUCUCAUUCGUUCUCUCUUCCGCAGCGGCUUCCCAGACAUCCUUCUUUUCCUCAUCUCCUGCCUCGAUGCCCCCGAAACCGCCCCAGCGCUUCGCCACGACAACCUCUUAUUCCUCGAGAUACUUAAUCUCCUCUUCCGCGAAUUACCUCCUAAGGACGCCGCUGUAGCGGCGUUUCGGGCUGCCAGGGAGGCCGAUGCCGAGGCUGACGCGCGGGAGGACCGGGAGGCUGCCGAACGUCUGGCGGAGGCUCGGCGGCGGGAGAAGGAGCGGGCGGCUCGGAAGGCGCUGGCCCAAAAGAUCACGCAGCGGCACUCCCGGUUCGGCGGGCUCUAUGUGGUUCGGAACGCGGACAAGUCAAGAACCGUCUCUAGCACGCCUUUCUCUCCACCCGUGCACCAUGCCAUCUUCAGCCAAGUCAGGAGGGGACCCGUGCGGCGAGUCAUGGGGGGCACGGGCAUGGGGGGAAUGGGCAUGGGCAUGGGCAUGGGCAUGGGCAUGGGCAUGGGUAUGGAUGGUGGGUUGAACGGCGAUGGGGGUGAUGGCAACGGUGGUGAUGCGAGGAAACCAGAUGCUGACGUGGAUGCUGCCCUGGGAUUGGUCGGUGGAGCGCGGGCCAAUAGGAGGAGCUCCAGGUGGACGGCGAGGCGCCUCGGUGUGUUUGCCGACCGGCUGCUGGCCUCAGGAUGUUACAAUGCCCUCAUGGAGACGGUGCGUCGCGACGUGGCUGCCUGGAGGGCAGGGCUAGAGCCCUCUGACACCCUCGCCUUCUUCCUCGUGGCCUCCUUCUUCACUGCUUUCCAACGGGAGAUGCAUGGCCUGCGGGGCUGGGGGGGAGCGGGAGCAGCUGCAGGCACAGGGGAGGGGGGGAAAGGGGGCGCUGCAGGGGGAGUGUCAGGGGGAGCAGGAGAGGAAGCAGGAGCAAAGGAGACGGAAGCGGGGGAACGAGGGGGAGAAGGGGGAGAACCAGGAGAAGAAAAGGAAAAACAGGAAGAAGGAGCAGAGGAAGCUUCUCGGAAGGUGGAGCAGAGGGCGGUGUGUGGGUGUGGGCCAAUAGCAGCCACAAUGGAUGAUGACAUGUUCAAUCUUGUUUCUGCCCGCUGGGCAGAGUAUGCUGCCAGGGCCAAUCACGAGCGGGUAGCGCUGGUGGCGGCGGGCAGCCUACUGAAAGAAAUGAUUCACAUGCUCGAUGCCAUAAUCAAAUCCGGGGAGAAUCCCAACCCCACAGCACCAGGCUCGGCCGAGCCUCACCACGAGGUUCGGCAGGAGGUCCGGUGGGAGGUUCGGCGGGAGGUUCGGCUGGCGCGGGCCAUGCUGCUCCGUCUGUUCUACGACGAUUCGAGCGAUGGAGUGGUGCAUGUGCUGCAGCGGGUGUUGAAGGGGUUCAACCCGCACACUCAGCCGCGCUGCUUGCUGGUUGAUGCAGUCGAAACCACCCACGUGUGCCUGAGGCUCUUAGAGUAUCUGGUUCAAACGGAGGGAGCACUCAAGGUUGUGAGGAAGAGUCGACAGCGAAAGGACAAGGCACAGAAGGCGAAGGGGAAGAGUGCGGACACAGGCAAGGAAGGGGAUAAGGAGGGGGAGCAGGAGAACGUGCAGGAGGGAGAGAAGGAGGGAGAGCAGGAGGGAGUGCAGGACACAGCUCAAAUUCAGGAGGUUGAAAAUGCUUCUGCUGCAGAGAAUGAGAGUGCUUAUGGUGGUGGCAAUGGUGGUGGUGCUAACGAUGCUACAGCAGCUGAUGCUGGUGCUAGUGGUGUUGGUGAUGCUGAUGGUGCUGAUGCUGGUGGUGAUGGUGCUGCUGUUGACGUUGCUGCUGAUGGUGGUAGUGAUAAGAAUGCCACACCUGAUGCUGCAGGAAAAGGGGGGGAAGGGGGACGUGAAUCGGGAGAAAAGGAAGGGCAGGAAGGGGGGACAGAACAGGCGGAAGGUGGUGGUGCUGAUGCUGCUGCUGCAGUUGCUGAUGCUGCUGCUGCUGCUGCUGCUGGCGCUGCAGUUGCUGAUGAAGAUGCUGAUGCUGAAGAUGGAGACGCAGCAGCAGACGGAGAAGGCCCAGAAGAUUCCGACCCAGGCUCGGACCUAGCCUCCGAUGCAGGCUCGGACAUAGGCUCGGACGCCGAGCCUGGGGACGGCAUAGAGGAAGCAGAGGAGGAGGGUCGGCGCAGGAGGGAGGAGGUUCGGGAGUAUGAGCUAGACGUGAAGCGCACUAUAAGGGGGUUUGCUGACGUGCACGCGGUUAAGAACUGCGUGUGGCUGCUGGAAACGGCCAAUAGCAACGCGCCACGUGUCAACCACUAUGUGCUGUCGCUGCUCAGGAGGUUCACUGUGGGGUGCGAUGCUGAGGCCAUGCUGUUCCAGGUAUCAACCCUACACACCUUUUACAAGCUUCUCACAAACCCAGACCUGCGCUCCUCCCCCCUGCACGCACCCCUCCUCUCCUUCCUCUCCGCCACUGUCCGUCACCUCUCCGCCCUCCUCCCCCUCCGCCCCUCCCUCUUCCUCCGCCUCCUCUUCCACAAAUCCCGGAAGGAGAGCAUGGUUCUCGCUGCUGACGUGGCACUGGGGGAGCUUAGGUCGGGGGGGUGGGUGGGCGGGAGAGCGGGAGGCGGGGAUGGGGAAGAGGGAUGGGAGGCGGCGAGUGGGGGGAAAGGGAGGCGGAGAGGGGGUGGGGGAGGAGGAAAGGCGGGAGAAAGGGGCGGGAGGGAGAAUGUAAGGAGUGGGGGGUUGAGAGAUGCGUUGGGGGAUGAUGAAGCAGAUGUGGAGUUGCCUCGAGGCAUGUGGUGGGCUGCUGAUGUUGCUGAUGCUGCUGCUGCUGCCGCUGGCAAGAAGAGCCACCAGUCGAGGCGGGAGCCACAAGUCAAGGCGGGAGGUACCAUCACUGAUAGCAAAGGCUCUGAUUGCAGAAGAUCCCAUCCUGCUUCCUACCACUGGCCUUCCUCCCCUCAUUUUCUCCCUCUCCCACAUCCCUCUCCCCCCCCCAUCAGCCACAAGUCAAGGCGGGAGGUUCCAUCACUGAUAGCAAAGGCCCUAAUUGCACACGACCCCAGCCUGCUUCAUUCCAGCCGCCGUAGAAAACCAGGGGAGAAAGGGGAAGCAAGGGAAGGCGGGGAUGAAGAGGAAGAGGAGGAAGGGGAGGAAAGGGAGGAAAGGGAGGAAGGGGGGGAAGUUGGAGAGAAGGAGGGUGGGGUCGGGGAAAAGGAGGGUGUUUCUCGAAAAGCGGACCCUAUAAAGGCACUUGCGGGGAAGGUUAGCCGGUUUUUGAGGUCGCAGGGGCUGAAGAGAAGCAAGGCGGCAGCAGAAGGUGCUGCUGCUGGUGGUGGUGGUGCCAGUGGUGAUGGUGAUGGUAGUGAUGGUGGUGGCGACGGUGGUGGUAUGGCAGGUGAUAGGAAGUCAGGUGGUGGGAAAGCAAAGGCUGGAAAAGACAAGUCUGGGAAGGCAAUGCGUGGCAGAACACGGCUGAAUGCAGGGAAGAAGGGAAGGAGGAGGCAGCUUGUAUUUGAUAGUGACUCUGAGGAGGAAGAUGGUGGUGGGGAGGCGAGUGAGGGAGAGAGUGAGGGAGAGAGUGAGGGAGGGAGUGAGGUGGAGGAAGAGAUUGGGUUGGAGGAGAUGGAAGGAGGAGAGGGGGGUUUGGGGGUUGGGGAGAAGGGCGAAAGGAAGGACGGAGAAAGGAAGGAAGGAGGUGCAGAGGGAGAGGGAGGUGUGGAAAUCGGUGGGGAAAGAGAGGAGCUUAGGGGAGAAGAGGGGGGGAAAGGCGUGGGGUUGAAAACGGGUUUGAAGGCAAAAGGGGCAAGGAACACGGGGAGGCGCGGCAGUCUCCCCUUCACAGAUGAGGAUGAUGCAAUGAUCAGGAGUCUAUACAGCGAUGCUACAGGGGUUCAGGUGGGGAAUAGCAGCAGCAGGAGAAGUAAGGGCAGGGGAGGCACAUCGGCAGUUGCGAAAGAGGUUGCUAAGGCCAUGGGAGGGAAGUUUUCAGUUGCCCGUGUGGCGCAACGGAUUCAGUUUCUUGGGCUGCCCGAGGAUGGAAUGGGCAGGAAGAGGAGUGAGAGGAGGAGACGUGGGAGCGGGAAUGGGUUUGAUGAGAUUUUGAGGGAUGUGGGUGAGGGAGAGGAGGGAGAGGAGGAAGAGGAGGAAGAGCAGGGAAGGAAGGGAGAGGAGGUUGAGGGAGAGGAGAGAGUGGAGAGAGAGGAGGGAAAGAAGGUUGAGGAAGGAGAGACAGAGGACGAGGAGGGUGAGGAGGAGGGGGAGGGGGAGGAUGAAAGAGAGGAGGCGGAGAGUAGUGAGGAUGAGGAUAAUGUGCUGCUGAGCAAGAGUCUGAAGGCACUGAUUGGUUCUGCUUCUGCUGCUGCUGCUGCCGCUGCCCCUGCUAGAGGAAGGCGAGGGCGAAGGGCUGUUGAGAGCUCUCAAGAGGAGGCGGUGAGCAGUGAGGACGAGGAAAAUGUGCUGCUGAGCAAGAGACAGAGGGCACUGGCUGCCGCUGCUAAAGUGAGGCGAGGGCAAAGGAGUGACAGGAGGCAGAGGGGAGGAGGAGCAGUAAGAGGAGGAGACAUGCAUAGCGAGCAGGAGGCGACAGGCAGUGUUGCUGCUGGUGGGGAAGGUGCAAUGGAUGAAGAGAGAGACAACAGGGCAAUUGUUGUUGCAAACAACACUGCUAGUGGUGCUGCUGCAGGAGGGGAAAGUGCUAUUAUCGAAAGUGCUGCAAUCGGAAGUGGUGCUACGGGAGUGGAAGGCGGGGUGGAGUUGAAGGAGGAAGCAGUGCGGGAGGGCGUUCAGGCAGUGCUCGCUGAUGAUUCCUUUGAUGGAGCGGAGGCGAUCCAAUGGCUGCAAUCGCGCCUGAAAGCAGCCCACGCCAGCUGGACGGACGCGAUCGCUCGAAACAGCUGGCAGCUGCUGCUGAUGGACGGCCCAGAUUGGUCCGGCACGAAGGGGAAGAAAAAAGGAGGGAGGGGGAAGGAGAAGGGGAAGAAGGGGAAGAGAAGAAGAGGGCAGGAGGAGGAGGAAGAGGAGGAGGAAGAGGAGGGAGGAGAGGUGGAAGGGGAUGGGGGGUGGGGGGAAGUUGUGCAUGUAGACUCUCCGUUGGUGGAGGAACUGGAAGAUUGGGACACGGUGGCGAAUGACAGCAUGGCCCAGUUGCUCUCAGGUGUGCUCCCAGUGGCUGCUGCAUGCUGUGAGCAUGCUCGCAUCACUCCCUCUCCUUCCCUCUCUCUCCCUCUUCCCUUCCACGUCUUCCAAACAGCGCUCUGCUUGAAGCAUCCUGACGAGGCUGACGGCUGCUGGAGAGUCCCUGGGGACCGGGGCACGCAGUGGCUGCUGCAUGCUGUGAGCAUGCUUGCACGGAUGAUGGCAGGGGGAAGCUCGUGCGUGGAUACUGGUGGGAGGCUGGAGCUGGUUGUAGUAGAGGCGAGAGGGGGAGAGAGAGAGGGAGAGGAGGAGAGACAGGGAGGAGGAGAGAGAGAGGGAGGAGGGGAGGGGAGAGAUGGAGGAGCGGAGGGGAGAGGAGGGGAUCGGAGAGAGGGAGGGGAGGACAAAGAGGGAGGAGAGGAAGAGAGAGAAGGAGGGGUGGUUAUUAGGGCAUGUUUGGGCCCCAGGCACAAGAAGCGGAGAGUGGCAGGAGAGACAGGCGAGGUACUGCAACAAUCGAGUUCAAUUGCCGAUGUUGGUUGUGAAGGAGAGGGGGGUGAGUAUGGAGGGGAGAAAGAGAGAGGGGAGGGGAGGGUGGGGGAUGAGGAAGACAGCGGGUAUGAGGGAGAGGGGAUUACUCUGUCAGCGCGAGUGAAAGAGUCAGGAGGGGAUGUGGGUGGGAGGUUCGAAGGGAGCCUGCCAAUAGAAGAGGGGGACGAGGUGGGGAGGGGAAAAGUGAAUCAGCAAUUCGUGGGGGAGCAGAGGGAAGGGCGUGAAGGAAACGGUAGCAGGGAUGAUCGGGAGGGAGAGAUUGAAGGAGAAGGGAUUGAUGGACCUAGUAGUGAUGAUCGAAGCACAGAAAGGCUUGAAGAGGAUAGGCGAAGAGAGACCCAUGCUGGUGUUUCCAGUGGGGAGACAGCUCCAUUGAUGCUGGGAGUGUUUGGCGCCAGAUCCAAACGGCUGGUUCCCGUGGCUGAUGGAGGCUUGGACCGAGCCAAGCGGCUGAGGUUUGAUGGUUCGGAGGAAGCUCGGGAUUCUGGAGGAACGCUCGACUCCGCAGCAGUACAUGUUGAGGGUUGA